AGUCAAUAGAUGAAGUUUGCAAUCUCUUCCACAAAAUAUCCAGUUAAAUACCUUAGGAUAUUCAGGGAGUUGGACUUGGGUGACAGGAGGUUAACAGUAAUUACCAAGACUAGGGAAAAUUAAGGAACUACCGGGGUUGAGUCACUGGGCUAUAGGCAGGGGACGUGAGAGUCCUGGCCUGAGGCAGUGAGGACCUUCCUUUCCCCAUCCCAGACAAGGCUGGGGGCGCCUGAGUCAUCAGGGCACUGCCUGAGGCAGAGUGCCCUAGACACCUUGCAAGAUACUUCCUGUUAUGGCUCCUCUCCUGGCAAAAUCAUUCACUGCAAAAUUUCCUAGGACAGCGGAUGGGGUGGUUGGGAGGAAGAAAUGUGGGGAGUGGCAGGGUUCAAAGAGGAGGGAACGGAGUGACAUCCCAGGGUUACAUAAACUUUCAGAGGCUGCCAGAGGGUAAGGACAGAUAAGUUUGUGGAGCCUGGAAGCCGACGAGAGCCGCUGUAAAGGAAAGAAGCCAGGCGGGGAGGCAGAGGUUCUUAGGACCUAUCGACCAUGGUGUGCGUGCCCUGUCUGCUGCUGCUCCUGCUGCCAGUGCUACGUGUGUCUGCGGCCACACCAGAGCCCUGCGAGCUGGACGAAGAUGAUUUCCGCUGCGUCUGCAACUUCACGGAUCCGAAGCCUGACUGGUCUAGCGCCAUGCAGUGUAUGGUUGCUGUCGAGGUGGAGAUCCGUGGCGGCGGCCACAACCUGGAACAGUUUCUAACGAGCGCCGACGUCGACUUGAAGCAGUACGCUGACACGAUCAGGGCUCUGCGCUGGCGGCGGCUCACGUUGGGCGCUGCCCAGGUUCCUGCUCUGCUUCUGGUCGCCCUUCUGCGUGCUCUCGGUUACUCCCGGCUCAAGGAACUGACGUUUGAGGACCUGGAGGUAACCGGCCCGAUGCCGCCGCCGCCUCUGGAAGCCACUGGACCUGCGCUCUCCACCCUCAGUCUCCGUAACGUGUCGUGGGCAACAGGAGGUGCCUGGCUCGGCGAACUGCAGCAGUGGCUCAAGCCUGGUCUCAGGGUACUGAACAUCGCGCAAGCACACUCGCUUGCCUUUGCCUGCGCACAGCUCCCCACCUUCCAGGCCCUCACCAGCCUAGACCUGUCUGACAAUCCUGGACUCGGCGAGCGCGGGCUGAUUGCGGCUCUCUGUCCGCACAAGUUCCCGGCCCUCCAAGGUCUAGCGCUACGCAACGCGGGGAUGGAGACGCUCAGCAGCGUGUGCGCUGCGCUGGCGGCGGCGAGUGUGCAACCCCACCGACUAGACCUCAGCCACAACUCGCUGCGCGCCACCGCCCCGGGCGCUACCUCGUGUGCCUGGCCCAGCGCACUGAGCUCUCUCAACUUGUCGUUCGCGGGGCUGGAGCAAGUGCCUAAAGGACUGCCGCCCAAGCUCAGCGUGCUUGAUCUCAGCUGCAACAGGUUAAGCAGGGCGCCGCGGCCAGACGAGCUGCCCGAGGUAAAUAACCUGACACUGGACAGGAAUCCCUUUCUGGAUCCUGGAGCCCUCGAGUACCAAGAAGACCUGAAGAGCUCCGGUGUGGUCCCAGUCUGUGCACGUUCCGCCUUGACCAUGGGGGUGUCAGGAGCCCUGGCACUGCUUCAGGGAGCCGGGGACUUUGCCUAAGGCCCAGUGGAGAAGGGGGAGAGGAAUUAAUUGGCUCAGAUUGUCCUGGCUCUGGGAGAGCCUCGUCAGGACAUCUCAACCAACCAACCCUCUGCCCCAUCUUCAUUAAAAUCUUAAACAGCGGGUCCAUGACAUUCACUCAACAGACAUUUACUGGGCACACUGCUGGAUAGCGAAUCCAUUAUACUUAAACUUUCUUCAUCCUAACUCCCUAGAAACCAUACCUGCCCUUACUUAGAAAAGAACUACAGGGGCAAAAGGGCAGGGAAAAGUCGCCUGUCUAGGGCUGUGUGGCAGAACCAAGGGUUUCUGCCCAAUGCGGGCCUUCUGAACAGAUUACUGGCACCUGUUAAAGGAUGUUUGAAUGGUAAACAUGCCUAGGAGGAUACAGAAUGUUUCCUCUCUGGUGCAUUUUCCAAGAGUCAGCUUCUCCCUUUCCAAGGUAAUAAAACCCAGAGCCAUUUGCUUAUUUUCACUCUCUUUUUUUCCUCCAACCCCCAGUGAGGAGAGACAGCUAUGCCACUUGUUCUACAUAAGCUCUGAGUUUUAUAAUUUCAGGGUUCCUCUCCUGUAGCGUACAGCCCCUCUGCACACACAGGUACACUGGCUUUCGCUGUGUCAUGUAAUGGGGAGUUUGGGGUUGGGGAACUGAUACAAGAUGCUGUCAUUUAACAGCCUGGCUCUGAACCAGAGAUCUUGUGACUAUGUUAGUAUAUGUGUGUAUAUUCGUUCUUUGAUUUGCAAACAGGAUAACACCUUAGACCCUUCACAGCUUCUCAGACCCCUACACAGGGCAAUUAAUAGUAUACGUCCUCUGAACCACAUUAUCUCAGUGACCCAGGACAUCAGCCAAGCAGCCAAGAGGUACUGUUCCUUCUAAGGGUCCCUUCUUCAUUACAUCAAGGAGGCAGCCACACCCAGCAGAGAUCUAGGUAUCUGCCUCCAGGGGGACCUCAAGAGGAGUUGGAGGAGGCAUGUAAACAUAGCCCUCCAGCCUGCCUCCCUCCAGUGUCCAGAACCACACAGAUAGGAAUGGAGAAUGCAAAUUAACAUUGAUGGGAGAGUUACACAGGUUAUCAGACCAUGGGCUCAAAGAGUCAUAGGGGCAGCUAAAUAAACUGCCAAUCUAUGUGAACCACACUGACUCCAUUUUGUCACCUCCAUCUUAGGCCCACAGUCUUGCCCCUCCCCUUUCUGCACAACUGAGCUUUAGUCUACUCACAAGGAGUGCACCCAAGCCAGAUUACUUUCCUAACAACUUUUACUCUUGCCUUCAUGUGAUAUGAAAACUGGAAGAAUGCCUUUUUUGACACAGAUGGUUAAUGGUCAUGAGACCCCCCCAGGAGGAAAAAGCCCCGGUUCCCUUGGAUGCAGAUGUGCAUCUUACUUGGUAGUCAAAUUCUGUUUUUCGCUUUGGCCCCUUUAAAUCCAAGGUAUCCCCUUCGCAGAGCGCCGCUGUGAAUGCCUCUGGAUCCUAGCUGUAUGUAAGUUCACAAUACGCAUUAUGUAAUAUGGCUGUAUGUCAGUACGCACAAUAAACUUCAAAAUUGCACUUUA
Molecule: messenger RNA, 3222 nt
Organism: Orcinus orca (killer whale)
Lineage: Eukaryota; Metazoa; Chordata; Mammalia; Artiodactyla; Delphinidae
Gene: CD14
Product: CD14 molecule
Exons: 2
Coding region: 547-1665 (372 amino acids)
Biological process (GO): positive regulation of non-canonical NF-kappaB signal transduction; toll-like receptor 4 signaling pathway; lipopolysaccharide-mediated signaling pathway
Cellular component (GO): external side of plasma membrane; membrane raft; lipopolysaccharide receptor complex
Molecular function (GO): lipopolysaccharide binding; protein binding
Source: RefSeq, a predicted model, not a curated record